CUGAGGGGUGGUGAGAUGAUUAAUGGGAGAGGAAAGACGGAAAAAAUAUACUAUGCAUACUUAGAUGGAUCUGAGUCAGAUAUGAUCUUUCAGUUAAGUCAGAAACAUAUUUCUCCAGUCCAGUAGAGUUCGCUGUUCGCUUCCUCCGCUUCGCUCUGCAGGAAGCGAACAGUCAUCGACGCGGAACCCAUCGUAAAGUCUGUUUACUGUUGUUCAGCGCCUCCCGGUUAUCUGUUCUCUGGAAGGCUGAAAGUGCACAGAAAAGGAGAAAAUGUGCGCCGUGCAGCUGCUGCGGGUGUCGGUACAUGAGCGGAUCAGCGCUGCCGCUGAAGACUUUCUGCUGCAGGUGGAAAAAGGAGAAGAAACGGCAGAAAUCCCGCUGAGAGCGCUGCUCACCGAGCGGCUAACGGCGGCUGCGGAGGAGAUCGUCGGUCUGUUGGAGGAAACCGUGGCGGAGUACGAAGACAGAGUGGAGCGGUCAGAGCGGGAGAUCUGCCGCCAGAGGAGGCUGCUCGAUGCCGUGCUGAAGCCCGAAGUUAAGCUGCUCAGAGCAGACGUCCAGCAGCUGUCGGAGAGUAUAGAAGAGGUUCCUGAGCAGCAGGACUGGAGCUCCAAUGUGGACCCAGAGCCCCCACACAUCAAAGAGGAACAGAAAGAACUCUGGACCAGUCAGGAGGGAGAGCAGCUUCAAGGGCUGGAGGAGGCUGAUAUCACCAAGUUCACAUUCACUCUUGUCCCUGUGAAGACUGAAGACGAUGAAGAGAAACCUCAGUCCUCACAGCUUCAUCAAAGCCAAACUGAACAGAUGGAAACAGAAGCCGAUGAAGAGGACUGUGGAGGAUCAGAACCAGAUCCAGAUAGACAUUUACAACCAGUUAGUGAUGACAGUUCUCUGUACUCCUCUGAGACUGCGACUGAAGACAGCGAUGAUGAAUGGAAGGAGACACAUCGGUCAGGUUUAGACUCUAUCAGGAGUGAUGAAGUUCCUGAUAGUGCAGGUGAGAAACCAUUUAGCUGCUCUGAGUGCGGUAAAACAUUCAGCUACAGCUACCUUCAAAAGAGACACAUGAGAACUCACACGGGAGAGAAACCGUUUGUUUGCUCAUAUUGUGGUAAAAGAUUUACACAGAAGUGGAAUAUGAUCUACCACAUGGGGCGCCACACAGGGGAGAAACCAUUCAAUUGCAGUGUUUGUGACAGAAGUUUCACUUGGCUCUCAGGGGUGAAAAGACACAAGUGUGAAACAGAAGCUGAUGGGAAGGACUGUGGAGGACCAGCUAGAAACUUAGUCCCAGAUAGACAUUUACAAGCUGGUACUAACGACAAGGCUGCAGACUCUUCAUUUAGCGACAUCACAUUUGGUAAAAUGGUGAAACACAUAAAACGUCAGGCAGCAGAAAAGACUUUCAGCUGUUCGAUUUGUGAGAAAGCUUUUUCGUGGAGUGACAGUUUACACAAACACAUGAAAAUCCACACAGGAGAGAAACCGUUCAGCUGCUGGGUGUGCAGUAAAGGUUUUAUUCAAAAAGGAAAUCUGCAAGUACACAUGAGAACUCACACAGGAGAGAAACCGUUCAGCUGCUCGGUUUGUCAUAAAGGAUUCGCUCAGCGUGCGCAUUUACUGGAUCACAUGAGAUGUCAUACGGGAGAAAAACCUUUCAGCUGCUCAGUUUGUAAGAAACAUUUUAGAUGUAGAGGAGGUGUCGGGAGACACAUGAAAACCCACACGCGGAGACGCCAUUCAGCCGCGGCGUUCACGGGAUAAAUACAAACCGUGGAUUCAUGAUCCAUGUUGUUGUCAGGUGGUCAGACGUCACAUGAUUCUGCAUCAGACAGCAGUUAUCAAUGUGAUCAAUGUAAUGACUUAAAUAUGUGAACUGGUCAAGAUCCAACAGCUGGUGUGAAAGCAUUUGCAAAAGUAGAUGAACAGAUUGACAGUUUUUUUUGUCAGUUCUGAAUAGCAGUGCUUUUAUUUUAUAUA
Thunnus maccoyii (southern bluefin tuna) is the source of this 1981-nucleotide messenger RNA. RefSeq names its product zinc finger protein 660-like. The record is from RefSeq and is a predicted model, not a curated record. Gene Ontology annotation, cellular component: nucleus. The coding region runs from base 272 to 1765 and encodes 497 amino acids. The transcript is spliced from 2 exons. Lineage: Eukaryota; Metazoa; Chordata; Actinopteri; Scombriformes; Scombridae.